AUGUCAUCACCAAUCAGGAUAUCCGUCCUCGCCUCAGGCAACGGCUCCAACUUCCAAGCCCUGAUCGACGCGGUGCAAAAGACGCACGCCAUCUCGCCCGCGACCAUCGUGCGGCUGGUUGCGAACCGCAAGAACGCCUACGCGCUGACGCGCGCCUCGGACGCCGGAAUCCCGACCGAGUACUUCAACCUGGUCGGGAAUGGGUUCCAAAAGGCGGGCGAGAAGGACCCCGAGGUGAAGCGCCAGGCCCGGGAGGACUACGACGCCGCGCUGGCCGCGCUCGUGCUCAAGGACGAGCCGGACCUGGUCGUGCUCGCCGGUUGGAUGCACGUCUUCUCCGAGGCGUUUUUGCGCCCGCUCGAGGCCGCCGGAGUCAAGUGCAUCAACCUCCACCCGGCCCUGCCUGGCAAGUACGACGGCGCCAACGCCAUUGACCGCGCGUAUCAGGACUUCAAGGAUGGGAAGCUCGAGGGUGGCAAGACGGGCAUUAUGAUACACUAUGUCAUUGCCCAGGUCGACCGGGGAGCCCCGAUUAUGGUUCAGGAAAUUGAAUGCAGAGAGGGAGAGACAUUGGAGGAGCUCGAGCAGAGGAUACACUCGCAUGAGCAUGAGCUCAUCGUCAAGGCGACUGCCCAGGUCGUGAAGGAGAUUGCCGAGACGAAGAAGAGGUAG
Messenger RNA from Pyricularia grisea, 672 nucleotides. RefSeq lists its product as uncharacterized. Gene Ontology annotation, biological process: 'de novo' IMP biosynthetic process. Bases 1 to 672 code for a protein of 223 amino acids. Lineage: Eukaryota; Fungi; Ascomycota; Sordariomycetes; Magnaporthales; Pyriculariaceae. The transcript has a single exon. The record is from RefSeq and is a predicted model, not a curated record. Gene Ontology annotation, molecular function: phosphoribosylglycinamide formyltransferase activity. Gene Ontology annotation, cellular component: cytoplasm.